This is a messenger RNA of Hippocampus zosterae (dwarf seahorse), 4630 nucleotides long. RefSeq names its product solute carrier family 36 member 1 (gene slc36a1). Gene Ontology annotation, cellular component: vacuolar membrane. The coding region runs from base 272 to 1693 and encodes 473 amino acids. The record is from RefSeq and is a predicted model, not a curated record. Gene Ontology annotation, biological process: proline transmembrane transport; proton transmembrane transport; L-alanine transport. The transcript is spliced from 12 exons. Gene Ontology annotation, molecular function: amino acid:proton symporter activity; glycine transmembrane transporter activity; L-alanine transmembrane transporter activity. NCBI's taxonomy places the organism in Eukaryota, Metazoa, Chordata, Actinopteri, Syngnathiformes, Syngnathidae.
UUCCGUGUUCGUGUCACGUGACCUCGCGGCUGUGGUCUGGCCGACUUUCAGUGGCAUCCGAACAAGGGCAGGCAGUUAACUCACUCGGAUUUGUAACCACACACGACGACAACAUGAGCACCAAAGCUCUUCGGAUACGUUAGCGCAAACCGCAGAGGCACCCAGGGACGACAGAGACGACGUCUUCUUUUACCGAGUCAAGCGACGUCCAUGCUGCAAUCGCUGACGCAUAGUUUUUAGCACCCAAGAGGCCGUGAGACGCACUGCCAACAUGAUGUCCUCCAGCGAUGAUGUUCAAGGGGAAGGGUCUCUUUUCUCUGAUCAGAACCCAUCAGAACUGGAUGCUCUGUGUCCCUCCCCUCCAGGACCUGCACGAACACAGCGUCACUACGAGAGGAUCGGCACGCAAACCGGAACAUCUUUCUGUCAGACUCUGAUCCACCUGCUGAAGGGCAACAUUGGCACCGGGCUGCUGGGUCUGCCUUUGGCAGUUAAGAAUGCAGGUCUUGUGCUGGGUCCGGUCAGCCUGCUGUGCAUGGGCCUCAUCGCGCUCCACUGUAUGAGGGUGCUGGUCGACUGUUCCCACUACCUCAGUGCAAAAAUGAACAGGCCGUCUCUGACGUAUGGCGAAGCGAUCCAGUACAGCAUGGAGAAUGUUUCGUGGCUCAGGAGACACUCGCAUUGGGGAAAACGGACAGUCAACUUGUUUCUCAUCAUCACCCAGCUCGGCUUCUGCUGCGUUUACUUUGUCUUCCUGAGCGACAAUGUUAAGCAGGUGGUCGAGGCAGCCAACGCCACCACCUUCAACUGCCAGGUAGACGGCGGCAACCAGACACAGGUGCUGGUGCCCAGCUUCGACUCACGCCUCUACAUGCUCUGCUUCUUGCCUGCCUUCAUCCUUCUGGUCUUUACGCCCAACCUUAAGUACUUGGCGCCGCUCUCGCUUAUCGCCAACUUGGUCAUGGCCACCAGCCUGGUCCUCAUCUACUUCUACUCCAUCACGCACAUCAAAUACCCCAUUGACCUUCCGUUGGUGGGCCAAGCCAAGGACUACCCGCUAUUCUUUGGGACAGCCAUAUUUGCUUUUGAAGGGAUCGGAGUGGUUCUCCCGCUGGAGAACAAGAUGCACAGGCCACAGAGUUUCCCCUUGGUCCUUUACCUAGGAAUGGGCAUUGUCACCUUCCUCUACAUCAGCCUGGGCACCAUUGGCUAUAUAUGCUUUGGUGCCGACAUUGGCGGCAGUAUCACCCUCAACCUGCCCAACUGCUGGACCUACCAGGCUGUUAAGUUGCUCUACUGCUUCGGCAUCUUCAUCACGUUCGCUUUGCAGUUCUACGUCCCCGCCGAGAUCCUUAUCCCGUCGGCCGUAGCCCGCGUGCCAGAGCAUUGGGAGAGGGCCGUUGAACUUGUGCUCCGCGCCGUCCUUGUCAUAUUUACAUGCACCCUCGCCAUCCUGAUCCCGGAGCUGGAUCUGGUCAUCUCACUGGUGGGCUCGGUCAGCAGCAGCUUCCUGGCACUCAUUUUCCCACCCAUCCUGCAGGUUCUCACCUUCCAUGGCGAGGGUUUGUCGCCAGCGUCGCUCACCAAGAACCUGGUCAUCAGUUUUGUGGGCCUGGUGGGCUUCCUGGCGGGCACGUACGUGGCCAUCGAGCAGAUCGUUGCUCGCAAUGCGCUCAAACGUGAGCUCCAGUAGCCAAAGCGGCAAGACUUUUUAUUGAGGGUGGGGUGGUUUUAAUUCAUCAUCACUGUAGUGCAUGUGUGUUUCCACCAUGUCGUACGCUACUCAGUCCCGUCAAGUAGGGGCUUGUUAUUUUAUACGUUUUGAGUUUGUUGACGUUUAGUCAAACUACCUCAACAUUUUUUUUUCUGCAAUGUACUGGCAUGCUUUUUAGUACCCACAUCCCAAUGAGGGGUGAAUGUUUGCGAGUGUUUGCAAAGGCAGCGCGUGUUGAUUUAUUUGUCAGGGUUCGUUUAAUGUCGCAAACAUUUGAUCAACGUUCGCCAAAUCUUUACCAACAGUGUUGGGGUUUUUUCUUGUAAAUUUUAAACACGUUCUAGAUUUCUUUGAGACAAGAAAAAAUGUCAGUGACCAUUAAAACUGUUGGCGAGCAUCUGGUGAACAUCUUUGCGCCCUUGAACGCGCCCUGACAAAAAAAAUAUUUGUAAAAAAUCAAUGUCCGCUGCCCCCGCAAACACUCGGAAACGUUUGCCACUCAGUGGAUUACGGGCUGUAUUUAUAGUUUUGACCAGCACCUAAUCAACAAAAUUGAAGUAGCACUUUUAUUUUUUGCCUUAUGCAGUAAAACCGCAUGGAAAAAUGGAUGUAACGAUGAUACAAACCAACAUUCUAAUGUGUAUUUUAAAGUUGGAAAUGCAGGUUGUGCUUUGAAUUUAUUAACAGGGACCAGUUUAAAAUAAUUUAAACCAGUGGUCAUUUUCCGGACACAGUUUUCCAAAGAUAUGUUUUUUUUUUUUCUUUAAUUAAGUGGACACUUACAUUACUCACAAAAAGUUAGGGAUAUUUGGCUUUCAGGUGAACUUGCCUAGAAUGCAUUCAAACCUUUCCAGGUGAACUGAAUUGGACCUCCUUUAAACUUUUGAAUGCUUAUGUCCAACUGUUAAAUGCUUCAGUACUUUUUGCACAAAUUGCCGUUCUCUCAGGAGGAUCGUAAUGGCAAAAUUGACAAAAACCAAUAAAUGUUCUGGUUCAAAGAGAGAGCUGCUGUUUAGGUUUUCAGUCGACCUCAUCAUGCUGUUCACAUUUAGACAUCCUGAGGCCAAGAUGACACCUAACAAUGGAUCAACAGUAACUUUCCAUUGUGAUGCUUCAAACUGGACCGUCUCAGGCAGAAAUGGCCCCUGUUCUUAGAAUGUCAUCGGCAGGUUGCAACAGAGAUCCCGAGAGACUGGAAUAGUCACAGAAAGAUGUAGAAGUGGACGUCCUUUGGCCACAUCCCAUACUGAUGACCACUACAUUGUGAACAAUGCCCUGAGAAACCCAAUGAUGAAUGCCACUAAAGUUCAGGCACAUUUAAGGGAGGGGAGAGGCACCCAAAUGUCAAAGAAGACCAUUCAAAACCAUUUACAUCCACUUGGUCUGCAUGCUAGACGACCUGCGUGGGCCAGGGAGCAUUUACACCGGACGAGGGACCAAUGGGUCUCAGUGCUGUUCUAUGAUAAAAGUUGACUCGCAUUGAGCAGAAAAGAUGGAGCGCUCUGCAUCAGCCACUGUUGUGGUGGGUGUGUCCAGUCGGUAGAGAAUUGCCCUACACUUUGUGAAUGGUGACAAUCCCAUACUACCUGAAUAACAUUCAUCCAGUAAUUGUGCCCCCACAUGAACAACACGUGCCUAAUUUCAUCUUCCUGGACGACAAUGCUCCAGCUCAUCGAGGUUGCAUUGUCAAGGAAUGGCUGUUGGAGACUGGUGGACCUUAAAUGGAAUGGCCUGCACUUCCUCCAGACGUGAUUCCUAAUGACAAGCUGUGGGAUCAUCUGAGUCGCCGUGUAGAGGCUCAAAACUUUGCUCCCCAGAACCUCAAUGACCUGAAGGCCACCCUUCAAGAAGAAUGGGAUGCCAUGCCUCAGCUGACGGUAAAUCAACUUGUGAACAGCAUGGGACGGCGUUGUCAAGUUGUAAUUGAUGUGCAAGGACACAUGAAGAGUUAUUGAGGUGUUUACAUUUGUUGUUGUGGUGUACAUUGUUGUCAUAAUUUGUUUCACUGAAUUGUUUUGAGAUGAGGAAAUCAGCAGUGCAUCCUUCUACUUAAAUGUCGUAUUUCGGUGAUAUGAUAUCACUGUAGCGUGAACUUUUUACAUUUUCCAUAAAUUUCACCUGAAAACCAAACAUCCCGAACUUUUUGUGAGUAGUGUAUGGAGCAAGCAGCACAAGCAAUUUCAAUUGACGUCAAAAAGUGCAUUGGAGCAAGCAUUUGCAACUUCCAGAUUUCAAAAAUUAGAAAUGAAUGGUGAUCUCACUGCCGUUUCCACCAAAUUUCACACACGUUGACUCUCAAUACAACUUGUAAUAUCGCCUUGUUAGCUUCUCGACAUUUUAUUACACUGUUGAGUGAGGGGUUGGGUUUAGAGAUUAAGGCUAGAGUAGAUUAAGGGAUGAGAGUUGAAUGUUGGGUUUAGCGAGUGGGUUAUGAUAGGGGUUAGUUUUUAAGAUGAGGCCGGGUUGGGGUUUAGGAUUAGCCUACCCCUGGCGUAUCAUUGAAUUAAUAAACCGAAUCAAAGCCAACCUUGCAAGGACCAAAUUCUAUCAGCUCUUUUCAUCCUUAAACAUCCUUUUUUGAUUCUGUUCAAUUUUGCAUUGUAUUGUGUCUUACAAAAAGUUUUUAUUUUUAAGUAACGCAGCACAUCAUUUUAGAUGUUUUGUCAAAAGUGUCAUUCAUCACAAUGAACUGUCGUUCACAAUUCAUCAUCCGUAUGUGUAAUACACACCGGCGGGUGUUCCAUCAGACUGACGCAGGCCAUCGCUGUUUCCGUCAAUAUUUCAGACCGAGCCAGGAGAGCCCAAUCCGUCCCUCGUCUGCGACAUCCAAUCGGCAUCAAGCGUAAUUUCUACGUCGCACACAGGCGCUGCACAAGCCACCCCGCAGCCAAAUCAAGAUAAAAAAUUGAAAAACAA